AUGGCGGGUGUACGAGGUCUCUCAUGGAGAAGGAAGGAGACGCUGGAUCUGCUUGCCCUCUGGGGUGAGCAAAGGAUACAGAAGGCAUUAAGGCAGUCGCACAGGAACAUAGACAUCUACGAGGAAGAUGCUGCCGGGAUGCGUUCCCACGGUCACAAUAGGACUGCGCAGGAGUGCCGUAACAAAACGAAAUCCCUGCAAUUAGAGUACAAGAAGGUGGUGGCACUUAAUUCAAAAACCGGGCAAGACACAAAGACUUGCCCAUUUCAUGAGGAAAUAGAUAAUAUACUGCACGGAGACGCAGAUGUCUGGCCGAAAAGAGUGACGCAAAGCUCGGAGAGAAAUCAUCCAAGCAACCGCUGCCCCAAGGAACUGAGACCACUGGAGGAAACUCUACUACUUUUUGAAACAGAACUGCGUGGAGAGGAGAUGGUGCAAUCCGUAAUCACGGAGGCUAACGAUGGCGCAGAUGUUGUGUACUUGAUGUCAGACAUUACAGAGGGAACGUUGGAAGAUAGCGACCAAACACAACUAGAGGUUCUGCUGCAGGAAGACAUGGACGAUUGUUUCCAGUGUCCAGAAGAUCAGUAUCCAAGCAAGGACCAGAAUGAAUGUCUUCUUGACACACAUUCUCUGGAUAAAGAAAUCAUAGUGGAAUGCAAUGAAGGGUCAGCCAUGAUCUUUUAUGGUGUUCUGGACUACCUGGGGUUUCUGGCCAGUGUCAGCUUCAUGGUGGCUUUCCUAGCCAGGAAAAUGCCAGAUUCUUUCAAUGAAGCUAAGUUUAUCACUUUCAGCAUUACUUUCCCAAAGGCCUACCAACAUGUGCUUUCCUUGAUAUUUGCUGUGAAAGAGAUUAAUGAGAACCCAAAGAUCCUCCCAAAUGAUAGUCUUGGGUUCUAUAUAUACGACAGUUAUAUCAAUGCAAGGAUGACUCUUCGGAAUACUCUGAAACUUCUAACUUGCUGGAGUACGAUUGUCCCCAACUUCAACUGUGACAAGUCAAAGAAUCUUAUAGCUGUCAUUGGUGGUGUCACUUCUGAAGUAUCCCUUCAAAUGGCAAAUAUCUUAGACAUCUACAAGAUAACUCAGGUGAUGCCCCUUGCUGUGUGUAAUGACAACUGCCACCCGGGCUACUACAAACAGAAGAAGGAGGGGGAGCAAUUUUGUUGCUACAAUUGUGUUCCAUGUUCAGAUGGAAAGUUUUCUGACCAGAAGGACAUGGAUGACUGUUUCAAAUGCCCAGAAGAUCAGUAUCCCAAUACACAUCGAGAUCUUUGCCUUCCCAAAGCUCUAAACUACCUCUCUUUCUCAGAACCUUUGGGGAUUGCUUUGGUAUUCUUGGCACUUUCUUUUUCUCUGGUGACAUCUUUGGUGCUGGGAAUUUUCAUUAGGCAUCGGAACACUCCCAUCGUCAAAGCCAACAAUCAGAACCUUAGUUAUUUUCUACUCAGUACCCUUCUACUCUGCUUCCUUUGCUCCCUGCUAUUCAUAGGCAGGUCUCAGCCAGUGACCUGCUACCUACGACAAACUGCCUUUGGAGUCAUCUUCUCAGUGGCUAUUUCUUGUGUGUUGGCAAAAACCAUCACUGUGGUUCUGGCUUUCAUGGCCAAAAGGCCAGGGAGCAGGCUGAGGAAAUGGAUGGGGAAAAGACUCACCAGCUCUGUUCUUUGUUGCUCCCUUAUUCAGGCCCUCAUUUGUGUUGCAUGGUUGUGUACUACUCCUCCAUUCCCAGAUCUUGACAUGCAUUCUCUUACUGAAGAAAUCAUAAUAGAAUGCAACGAAGGGUCGGUAGUCCUGUUCUACUGUGUUCUGGGAUACCUGGGAUUUCUGGCUAUGAUCAGUUUCACCGUGUCUUUCCUAGCCAGGAAGUUGCCAGAUUCUUUCAAUGAAGCCAAGUUUAUCACUUUCAGCAUGAUGGUCUUUUGCAGUGUUUGGUUGUCUUUUGUUCCAUCUUAUCUGAGUACCAAGGGAAAAUAUAUGGUGGCCGUGGAAAUCUUCUCUAUCUUGGCCUCUGGUGCUGGUUUAACAGCAUUUAUUUUUUUCCCCAAAUGCUAUAUAAUUGUCUUGAAGCCUGAACUGAACAACAAGGACCAAGUUAUGAUGAGAAAUAAGUAG
Molecule: messenger RNA, 2115 nt
Organism: Heteronotia binoei (common prickly gecko)
Lineage: Eukaryota; Metazoa; Chordata; Lepidosauria; Squamata; Gekkonidae
Product: vomeronasal type-2 receptor 26-like
Exons: 7
Coding region: 1-2115 (704 amino acids)
Biological process (GO): G protein-coupled receptor signaling pathway
Cellular component (GO): membrane
Molecular function (GO): G protein-coupled receptor activity
Source: RefSeq, a predicted model, not a curated record